GCGAGCGGAGGCAGGAGGCGGAGCUGUGCCGCUCGGCCCGAGGUACCGCACGCUUCCCGGGGACUUGAUAUCUGUCUUCAUGGAAGCUGUGAAGAUGUAAGCCUACUUCAGAUGCAAGCAGCUGAGUUCCUGAAUUCGAUUACUGCAUCACAUUGAAUGAACAGGAUUUUGUCCAUAAAAACGGACUUCAGCAAAAGUGAUUUUUGGAUUGAAAACCAUGGGUAGAAAAGAUGCUUCUACAGCAAGAACUCCUGUUGACCAGUACAGGAAACAAAUAGCCAGCAAAGUUAAUAAAAUCAGAAUAAGCCAAAUGGGAGCUGGGCGCAGUCUGUCUCAGAAAGGAAAACAAGAUUAUAAGAAAACCAGGCCUAUGUUAAGAGCUACAAGAUUAAAAGCAGAGGCCAAGAAAACUGCACUAGGCGUAAAGGAAGUUGCACUUGUCCUUGCAGCUAUACUGGUAUUUUUGUUGGCUUUCUAUGCUUUCUUUUAUCUUAACAUUUCCAAUGAAGUUGACCUUGAUCUGGAUCCAGAUGAAAACUAGCAGAUGCAAUGAAUCUAUCAUCAAGAUUUCUUCAGCUUCAGCAGGACUACAUAGGAAUACACAGUCCCUUCACUGUGAGACAGUAAAUGAUACCAUUUCUUGCAGUCCAAAUUCAUAAGAAAGUUUUGCAAUAUGUCAGUCAGUCACUUUUACAUUCCAGAUCUCCAAAAUAAGAGAACACUUAUGCUCAGCAAGCGUAUUCAGCUAACAGGAAAGCCAAGAGCAUCCGUACAAUACAUGAAGUUCAUUGUUUACAUUAUUUGUUUUCUCAGGCAGAGAACUUUGAUGUCAAAAGACAGGUGCUAUUAUUAUCCUGGGUAUUGAUGCUGACUUCACAGCAGGAGAGUCUGCCUUGACUAAAUUUAGGAAUCAAAGCUUCCUAAUAGCCAAAUUAGUUUCCUUUUCCUUUCCCAAAAGAAAGCAGAAAUGCCAAAUAAAAAGUCUUUUCUUGAUUUGUAUUUAAAAUAUAUCAAAAAUCCCCCUCAUCCUUUCUCUCCCUUUUAAUCUUUUUUUUGUGCAUGUGUGCACACACGCGCUUACGAAGACGGAAGAAAUUGUAGAGAAAAAAUAUCUUUUUAGAAGCAGUCUGUCACCUCCUAUAUGGACUUAAUUUUAUGUCAUCCCAGAUUCUGUGUGCCCAUAUAUCUGCAGUAAUCUUUUUCAUUCUUUUGCCAACUGUUCAGCACACAUGUGUUCUGUCAGAAAUGGCACCUGGAUGACAGAAGCUCUAACACUCGCAUAUGCCUCUGAAACACAGUUCUUUGCCUCCUGUGCUGUCUGAAUUAGUGUAAAUAGAAAGUUCAGUCGAUGUUGGUUUUAAUGAGUGUAUUGCUCUAUUAUUAAUAUAAAGUCAAAAAUAUAUAUUAAUUAUACUGUU
This is a messenger RNA of Melopsittacus undulatus (budgerigar), 1418 nucleotides long. It is a transcript of the gene TRIQK, whose product is annotated as triple QxxK/R motif containing. The transcript has 7 exons. The record is from RefSeq and is a predicted model, not a curated record. Lineage: Eukaryota; Metazoa; Chordata; Aves; Psittaciformes; Psittaculidae. Gene Ontology annotation, cellular component: endoplasmic reticulum membrane. Bases 218 to 541 code for a protein of 107 amino acids.